GGAUGCCUGGGGCAAAAGAGCGUCACUGCGUUAUUUGUAGACAUGAGCUGAAACAUUUGGACGAGUUGGCCGCGGAAGGACGUGGACCUCACCGGAUGUUAGACCUCCUCGGCUCGUCGUGGUCGUGAUCCUCGCCAAAGAGUGGCGCGUCCUGGGCGUCCUGGGGACACACAAGCGUUAGCAGGGUUGACGCUAACUGCGCGUCUCCUGCGCGUCCCUCGUGAUAUAUAUUUGAAAAGUCGUCAAUGUUUAAGUCUUAAAAUAUCGAAUCGCCGUGUUCAAACAGAUGACAGUCUCUAAAUGUUCAAAACAAAUCCAAUUUCGGGCCGAUUACCUGUCUCAGCAUUUUUGAAUUUGAUAGUUCACCGUCUACUUCCUGGUGACGUGGAUAUAAACAAAACCGUGUGCGAAGGACCCCUGGCGUGUGGUGGCUUUGAACCCGCCUGACUCAAAGAUUGGGGGUAUCUUAAAACACCGCUGAGGGAAACUCAGACCAGAGGAGCCCCCAGUCUGCUGUGGACCACGGUGGCCACCGGGAGCACUGUCAUCCGUGCGCAUCGACCGUGCGCAUCAUCCGUGCGCAUCAUCCGUGCGCAUCGUGGCGUCCCUGGAUACCGGCGACGCGCUCAGCCUGUGGCGCGCAACAGGAGCUGCUGGCCCCGGAGCUUCAGACGACGACGACGACGACGACGAUGGUGGUGUCUGUGUUGAUGCAGCGGAAUGGAGUCGAGCAGGGUGGACUGAUCCUGCACCAUGAAUGACAGGUACCACAAGGCGGCCCGGGACGGCUACCUGGACCUGCUGAGGGAGGCCACCCGGAGGGAGCUCAACGCACCGGAUGAGGAUGGCAUGACACCGACGCUGUGGGCCGCCUUCCACGGCAACCUGGAGGCUCUGCGGCUCAUCGUGGCGAGGGGAGGAAACCCUGACAAGUGUGACAUAUGGGGGAACACGCCGCUCCACCUGGCAGCUGCCAACGGUCACCUCAACUGCCUCUUAUUCCUGGUGUCCUUUGGUGCCAACAUCUGGUGCCUGGACAACGACUACCACACGCCGUUGGACAUGGCCGCCACAAAGAAUCACAUGAACUGCGUCCGCUACCUGGAUUCCAUCGCAGUCAAGCAGACGGGCCUCAACCCCAAGCUGGUCGGCAAGCUGAAGGACCGGGCGUUUCGUGACGCCGAGCGACGGAUGAAGGAGUGCAUGAAGAUGCAGAAGAAACACCACAAACACAUGGAGCGAAAGUUUCAUAAGGAGGCGUCUGAGGCUUCCGCGUCCGACGUCAUGAGUUUUUCCAGUUACAGCAGCAGCUCUAUUAGCCACAAGCUGCGCGGCUUCAAUGCCGCGACCGUCAGUGUGCCAUAUUCACAGGCUACUCUCCAUGCCACAAAUCGAGGGAAAACAAAGAUCCAGAAGAAGCUGGAGAAGAGGAAACAAGGAGACGGGACCUUUAAAAUCUAUGAGGAUGGAAGGAAGAGUGUGCGCUCCCUCUCAGGACUUCAGCUGGGCAACGAUGUCAUGUUUGUCAAACAGGGGACGUAUGUUAACCCGAAAGACCGCGGCCGCCGCAAUAUUCGUGACAUGUUUUCCAGAAACGAUGAUGAUGCCAUUUCACGUGCCAUGAGCGAACCAGACCUCCACGGGCCCGAUGUGGACUAUUCUGAGAUCAGCACCGACUCGGGACAUGAUUCCCUCUUCAACCGGCCUGGUCUGGGCACCAUGGUCUUCAGGAGGAACUAUGUGAGCGGGGGGAUGUUUGACCUCGGUGGCCAGGAUGAGGCCAGCGUGGACCGGUCAGGCAAUAAUGUGCGUUUACGCAGUCGGCUGCAGCAAUACCCAAGUCUAGAUGCAGACAGCAUCGGCAGUGCACGCAGCCUACAGGAGAGGAACGUGGAGGACCUGCCCUGGGACGACGUUGAAUUAGGGCUGGACGACGACGAUGAGCCGGAAACCAGCCCUCUGGAAGUCUUCCUGGCCUCACAGAGCAUGGGCGAGUUCUCCUCCAUCUUCAAGAGGGAGAAGAUUGACCUUGAAGCACUGCUACUGUGCUCUGACCACGAUCUGAAGAGUAUCCACAUCCCCCUGGGGCCGAGAAAAAAAAUCUUGGAUGCCUGUAACAGACGCCUGGAGACAAUAGAGGACCCCGAUUGCAUCGAGGACACAGAACUGUGACUGCUGAGAUUCUCAGUGAGAGAGUGUCGUAAAAAAAAAGGUAUUUGAGCAAUGACCUAUUGUUUGUUACGUUGUCCUCCGGCACACUGGAUUUGAUAUAAAAAACAAAAUAUGUGAGGGAGUGCCAACUUUCAGCUUAAAUUUGAGUGCCCACAUCUGAUGAGGGGUUUUGGGACUUAUGGACAUUUCUGUGGUAGAAGAACCUGUAUUGUUUGGAUGCAAGCAGUUUAACGCCUUGUUGUUUUUCUUUCCUUCCCUUGCUGGUGCAUUGUGCAUUUCUUCACCUUUGUGCUUGCAAUUGUACAUAAUCAUAAACAAGAGCUGCCUUCAGACACGCACUGAAUUUUCCUGAAUGCAACAGACUGUUGCGGACCCAAAUUUCUGGACAUUUUCCGACGUUCAUGUCUGAACACAGUUCAAGUUUGGGCCUACUCAUAAAAAAGCAUUGCUCCACAACGCCACUAGUGGUCAGGACUUACUAAGGGUAACUUUAAUAUUUGAUUGCAAAUCCUUUUGCUGUCAGUGACUCGUGUCCGUGACUCACAGACGUUUCCACGGUGAUGCUCUGUCAGGCUUAAUUUCAGCCAUUUUGACUUCUUGCCUGUUGCAGGUGCCUCACACCGUCAGUCUAGUCGUUAUCGGUGGAACACGUUACGUGUCAAAAGGCUGACAUGCGCAGCGCAGAACAUUCAGCCUAAAAUGCUGGCCUGGUCUGGAUACAUACUUUUAUUGUCAUGUUACAUAACGCUAAAGCUAAACAACUCCAUAUAAGAAGGUCCGAACUGUAUGGAUGUGAACAUUAUCCCAAAAUGUCAGGAUUAUAACUUCGCAGUAAUUCAUUUUAAUUUCAGUGUGCUGCAGUUGAGCCAAGAAAUAUAUUAAAAAAAACAAAAAUGCAUUUACGGACUGCACUGGACAUGUUGCUUCUUUCUGUUCAGAUCUAGCCACCACCAACGCGUUGUGAAAAGAACUCCUCUUAAGCUACAAACAAGGAUUCUCGUCGUUUUUAAUUCUGUCGUGCAGAUAAUGACAGUCAGCUGUGUGCUCAUCCAGCCGCAGAAGGUCAGAGGACCAUUGUCGAGUGAAUGUCACAGGGAGGACUUAAUGAUGUAGCUCUCCUCGUAACUCGGCGCGAACAAAGUGGAAAGGAUACUGUCAAGAUAUGAAUAUGUCAAACAAACAAGAGGAGAUGAAUUCCCGAAACAGGAAUCUAUCACAGAAAAUACCUCUGUGUGUUGGUUGGUUGGUUGCAGUCCAGUGCGCCGCAUGGUUUAACAAACUGAAAGACUGUUACAGAGUGUAGUGCCGUGCAGUGGCAUUGUAUGCCGUGUGGCAUAGUUAACAAAGAGUUGAUUGUGGGGGUCUGUGUCCCCCUGAAUGUGCUUGCCCCCGUGGGGUAGAUCCUACCACCUCGUGUGCCUGCAUUGCUUGUGCCUGUGCAUUUGCUUAAAAGCGUAUUUUUGUAACUUCAUUAUUAACUGUUACACUAACAACAACAUUUUCCGCUCGGAGCUACUCAGCUGUUGUCUUUGCCGAUGCAUUUUUCAUCUCUGUACACCGUUUACAUACAGCGAGCCACGUCAGUCUCAAGUGCGGCUCCCUGGCAGUGCAGGCCAACUGUUCAUUGAGAUUACUUGUUAUUAUGUACUGUGGUAUUGUAAAACUACAGUAAAAAACAGCUUAUUUGGCAUGUUUAUUUUGCAAUACACAAUGUGAAUUGUAGUUUUUUGCAUGCUCAUUCCACUAGGAGGAUUAUAAACCUUUGUAUAUCACCCAUGUCUGUUUUGACAAUGUGUCAAUCUUCCAACAGUUUUUCAGAAUAAUAUACAUCUGCACCGGAGCACAUGUCGAUGUUGGAUUUUAUCUACAGUCUCUAACAUUGCGAAAUUACUUUACUCAUGAUUCCAUAUGAUUUGCUCUGCUGCUCAAAUUGAAGAUAUUCAGCUCAAGGGUUGUGUACUUGUCAUAUUUCUGGGUGUAUUGGAGGGAAAUGAGUUUACAAAUUAAAAUUGUACACAUAUUA
Molecule: messenger RNA, 4195 nt
Organism: Scophthalmus maximus (turbot)
Lineage: Eukaryota; Metazoa; Chordata; Actinopteri; Pleuronectiformes; Scophthalmidae
Gene: ush1ga
Product: Usher syndrome 1Ga (autosomal recessive)
Exons: 4
Coding region: 754-2172 (472 amino acids)
Biological process (GO): equilibrioception; sensory perception of light stimulus; sensory perception of sound
Molecular function (GO): protein binding
Source: RefSeq, a predicted model, not a curated record